Messenger RNA from Oncorhynchus mykiss (rainbow trout), 2700 nucleotides. The record is from RefSeq and is a predicted model, not a curated record. Lineage: Eukaryota; Metazoa; Chordata; Actinopteri; Salmoniformes; Salmonidae.
AGAGAGACAAACAAACAGGCGAAACCAGAAGCCAUGACACAACCCAUGCCAACCAGUCUGAGUGAAACAGCAGACAUGAUAACCCCUGUUGUUUGCGAUGUGGAUGAUGGAUACUUUGAUGCCAUACUAGGAGCUGUCAUUGCUGCUGUGGUCCUGGUGCUUCUUUGCUUGGCAGUGGUAGUGAUUCGCUACAUGUACCGGCACAAAGGCACCUACCACACCAAUGAGGCCAAGGGCACCGAGUUUGCCGAAACAGCGGAUGCGGCACUUCGAGGCGACCCGGCUCUGCAGGAUGCCAUGGACGAGAGCAAGAAGGAGUACUUCAUCUGAUCUCAGGAGCGGCACCCCCUGCUGUUUACAAUGAACUUGGUCUGCCAAAAUAAGUGUAUUUUGGGGUUGGAGGAUAGAAAAGCUUGGAGAGGGGGUGAAAAUCGCCUCGCCAUACUGAGGCUCAGAGUGACUGUUCAGACAAUCUACCAAAGAAACAUCAGAUGCAUCUUACAAUAAUAUCAAUUCAGUAUUCUUCCCCCUAUCUGUUUCUCUCUCCAAUGUAUUUGGCAUAUCACCAUGCAUAUACACUUUUCAAAACACUGACUUUGCUAUUAGGAGGCUAUAUUUUUGUCAUGCAGAAGUGGGGAACAGUGAGGAAAAAAGCUUCUUAUGAGGAUCUAAGGCACCCAUAGACACCUAUGCCUUCUGUGGAAAAAGCAAGAGUAUUCCUAGAACACAGAGUUGUAAGUAAUGGACCCUUCUCAAAAACGUCAAUGAUGAAACUCAAGGAAGUGAAUGAAUGUAGAAUUUCUCUACAAGCUCACAAAACAAACUCUAUUUUCUAAUGGUAUUGAAACCAAAGCAAAAUCAAUUUUGUAAAGAAGAAACCUCUCAAUAAAUAGUAGGAGGAAAACAUGGAACAAAUGAUGUCGAAGGAAGCGACUUUUACUGUACGAAAUUAAUCACCAAUGGGCCCUUACCAAAAUCCUGAAUACGUCUGGUUGCUCCCGGAAUUACUUUUCAAUAACUUUUGUUUGGAUUGUGAUUGUCAAUUUGUGAGUGUUCAAGGGAAUGCCUUUAGCAAUGGUUAAUAACUAGUUAAUUACAGAUCCAAAGAGAUAAAGUGAUAGCUGAACAACCUAAAACUGCAGGAAGACCUUGCCGGAUGAGGUUAGUUGUGAAUACCAAAGUGAUGCUCUGUCUUAGACAGGGAGGAUCAGGGUUCAAACAGGUUCCUAAUGACAUUUUCUCACUAGUAGCCAAAAAUCAAUUCCAAGUAUAUUGACAUGCUAUUUGGAUAGCCACAGAAAACCAAACAUAUAGUGUGAUCUUCCCAUCCUGAUUUGGGCUUAAUAAAUUACACUAACAACAAAGUAUUGUGCAGUUUGUGUCCAUACAUUUUUUAGCAUGAACAUUAUAGACCUGACAUUUUUUGGAUUGAUGCAGAAAUCAAGGAUGACUUUGUGAGCACCAGAGGUUCCUGUAUAAAUGUCUAAGGGUGGAUAAGUGUUGUGAUCUGGUCAAGGCCGUAACCAUAUUUGUAGAACUAUUUGUGGGGCAAUUUCUUGGAACACUGUAAUGAUGUUUUUUAAAUUGCCUUGCUAAGGAAAAAUAUUGAAGUACAACUCAUUCAGCUGUAACUGCACUGCCUCAGUAAAACGACAACUGCAAUCAUUGGAUAUUGUUUGUGACGUUCCGCCAGGAUGAUACUAGACAAAAAUGAGAACACUCAAGGAUUUUUUUUUUUUUGUCAAUUAAUUUUAUUGUGGUGGAAAUGGCAACUGAAAAUAAGCCCCCCCCCCCCCCCCCCCAUGCUCCAAAUCUAAUUUCAAUUCCCCAAACCCUUUUUCUCUUCUCUGCUGGCUUUGAUUAAUGUGAACUUUUCUUUGUCUCCAUGAUUGCCUAGUUCUGAAAGAAUAGAAGGGACCGUUUUCUUGAUUCAAAAAAGAAGGUUUGUUAGAAGGGACAAUGCAAGAUGGCUCCUCUGCAAAUUAUGCUUUGAUAACUAGUGCUGAUGCAAACAAGUAUAAGACACAUACGCAGCAAUGUAACUAUUCACUCUCCUGAGGGCGGACACUUUUUUUUUUUAGAUCACACCUUAAAUGGAGUGUAAGACAAUUGCUACCAAAAUGUAUUUAAUCUCUGCUGAAGAUAACGAAAUUCUCUCCAGCUUGUAAUUUCCUAACACAAGAUAAAAAUGAGAAGACUUGUAGUAAGAGGAUGCAUGGCUAUGCCAAGGCAUAGCACUUAACAGAAGCUGUUCCAGAACUGAAGAUACCUUGAUCCCGGGAUUGUGCAUAAUUUGUUUGCUUUUGGCCCUCUUUGCAAUAGUGCAUGUCAUUGACUUUCACUAUAAGUGUAUUUCAUACAUUAAUAGCAGCUUUCAAACUGAGAGCUCUCUGUAACUACAGUUCAUUUUUGUUUUUUCAUUCUUAACUGACAGGAGACCACUGACAUUGAGAAACAGAGAGGAGAGAUCUGAGCUAGCCUCAGCGGCAGUAAGAAAUACAACUUUACUCUCUGUUUCUUUUGCACUGUGGGAUUACCAGAUUCAAGUGGCAGGAAUUUACUCUUUACGUCCCCUUCACCUUGAAUGUUUUCUUAACUGUUGAAUUAUUCAUGUUCACGCAUUAUUUUGAAGCUCAAAUGUUUUAUUUAUUUCCACGAGGUAAAUCCAACUAAAAGCAAAUAAAAGGCAUUCUAAGUCAA